AUGGUAGCUCCUUGCCUGCUGCUGCGAGGCUCCGCUCUCCAGCCUUUGUACAUGUCGGAGAGCCAGGCGUGGAGUGAGCAGGAAGCCCAUGCGCGCUGUGGCUGCCCUGUGGCUGGGCAGCUACCCCGGGAAAGCCCUGGAGCUGCUGGAGGUGGAGGGAAGCGGAAAGGGAGGAGUAAGAAAUGGAAAGAGAUCCUCAGAUUCCCACACAUCAGCCAGUGUGACGACCUUCGGAAAGGCCUGGAAAGGGACUACAGCAGCCUGUGUGACAAGCAGCCCAUUGGCCGGCUGCUCUUCCGUCAGUUCUGCGAGAGGCGGCCAGAGCUGCAGCGCUGCAUCCACUUCCUUGAUGCUGUGAUCGAUUACGAGCUCUCCCCGGAUGAGCGGCGCAAGGAGAUGGGCGACGAGAUCAUCCGAAGGUUCUUUAAAAGCGAGUCUUCAGACUACAUGCUGGAAAUCAGCCAGGCCCUCAUGAACCAGUGCAUGGAGAACCUGCAGAAAAGUUCCUGUAAAGACCUCUUCAGCAGCUGUCUAUACCCUAUGCACGAGUACCUGAGCGGCGCACCCUUCGCCGACUAUCGGGACAGCAUGUAUUUCGACCGGUUCCUGCAGUGGAAGUACUUGGAAAGGCAGUCGGUGACCAAGGACACCUUCCGGCAAUACCGGAUCCUGGGCAAGGGGGGCUUUGGAGAGGUCUGUGCCUGCCAGGUACGAGCGACGGGCAAGAUGUACGCCUGCAAAAAGCUGGAGAAGAAGCGGAUCAAGAAGCGUAAAGGGGAAGCCAUGGCCCUGAACGAGAAGCAGAUCUUGGAGAAAGUCAACAGCAGGUUUGUGGUCAGCCUGGCCUACGCCUACGAGACGAAGGACGCGCUCUGCCUGGUGCUGACCAUCAUGAACGGGGGCGACCUCAAGUUCCACAUCUACAACAUGGGCAACCCCGGCUUCGAGGAUGAACGCGUCAUCUUCUACGCCGCCGAGCUCUGCUGCGGGCUGCAGCACCUGCACCAGGAGGGCAUUGUCUACAGGGAUCUGAAGCCGGAGAACAUCCUCCUGGAUGAUGACGGACACAUUCGGAUCUCGGACCUGGGGCUGGCCAUUAAGAUUCCGGAGGGCGAGAUGAUCCGUGGCCGCGUCGGGACCGUUGGCUACAUGGCUCCGGAGGUGAUUAACAACGAGCGCUACACCUUCAGCCCAGACUGGUGGGGGCUGGGCUGCCUGAUCUACGAGAUGAUCGAGGGGCAGUCGCCGUUCCGCGCCCGCAAGGAGAGGGUGAAGCGGGAGGAGGUGGAGAAGCGGGUGCAGGAGGAGCAGGAGCUGUAUUCCGACAAGUUCACUGAGGACACCAAGGCCAUCUGCAAGAUGCUCCUGACCAAGGACCCGAAGCAGCGACUGGGCUGCGGGGAGGACGGGGCCGCCCAGGUGAAGCAGCAUCCGUUCUUCAGGACCAUCAACUUCAAGCGUCUGGAGGCCGGGGUCAUAAAGCCGUCGUUUGUGCCAGAUCCUCGGGCCGUGUACUGCAAGGACGUGCUGGACAUCGAGCAGUUCUCCACCGUCAAGGGUGUCAACCUGGACCAAACGGACAGUGAUUUCUACGCCAAAUUCGCCACGGGCAGCGUCUCUAUCCCCUGGCAGAAUGAGAUGAUUGAGACCGAGUGCUUUAAAGACCUGAAUGUGUUUGGACCAAAUGGGAUGCGCUCCCCGGAUCUGGACUGGAAGCAGCUCCCCGAGCCCCCCAAGCGCAGCCUGCUUCAGCGGCUCUUCCGGCGGCACCCGGCUGACUACACCAUCAGCACCAACACACACUCCAACCUCACAGCGGGCGUGAACUCGCAUCCUCCCACGGCCAACUCCGCCUGCCAAGGCCGGGCCAUAGCACAGGCACCUUCCUGA
Molecule: messenger RNA, 1890 nt
Organism: Emys orbicularis (European pond turtle)
Lineage: Eukaryota; Metazoa; Chordata; Testudines; Emydidae
Product: G protein-coupled receptor kinase 5-like
Exons: 16
Coding region: 1-1890 (629 amino acids)
Biological process (GO): signal transduction; protein phosphorylation; regulation of signal transduction
Cellular component (GO): cytoplasm
Molecular function (GO): ATP binding; G protein-coupled receptor kinase activity
Source: RefSeq, a predicted model, not a curated record